AGCGGCGAGAACUACACGUCUUGCGCAUCAAAAUCAGUUAUACAAUGUUCAUAGAUUAAAUUUAAAAUGAAAUUAAUCGUAUUUUUCGUGUUUGUUAUUUCAAAUAUAAGUAAUGAUGGAAAAGCUUCGCUGGAGAGUUUCGCGCCAUCGAAUGAUGCGAAUUUUUUGACGGAUACAACUAAAAGUUCAGACAAAUCGUGCCAUCGACCUUGCAAGUUCAACGUGAAACCGCGAAGAUGUUAUUACAAGUUUGAUAUCGAGCCUACCUUGGAUAAAAUACCUCUCUCUAUCAACGGACAGAGCCCAGGUCCACCCAUACAUGUCUGUAUGCACGAUAUAAUCGUCGUGGAGGUCAGGAAUAAGAUACCAGACCAAGAUCUGGCGAUGCACUGGCAUGGAUUGGAGCAACGUGGGACGCCGUAUAUGGAUGGUGUUCCUAUGAUCACCCAGUGUCCUAUCAGCUAUGGCUCCACCUUCAAAUAUGCUUUCAAGGCGUCUUCACCUGGGACAUUUUUUUACCACGCUGAUUCAGUAACUCACCAAAGCGAUGGCGUCUACGGCUCACUGAUAGUAGACCAACCACAGCCAUUAGAGCCCCAUUCCUCCCUGUACGACUUCAAUAGGAGGGAAGAACAUACACUCGUCAUCGGUGCUAGGUUCCCUCAACUACUUUCGGGGACUUUGGAAGACCUAACCAAGGUUUUACCUGAUGGAUUGGUGAUUAAUGGACAAGAUUAUACGAAGAUAUUUGUAAUGCAGUCAUAUGCAUACCGAUUGCGUUUAAUAAACGCAAUAGCCCUCGAAUGUCCUGUACUCAUCAGCAUAGACGAUCACAUGGUGACUGUUGUCGCAAGUGACGGGAAACCAGUCCAACCUGUUACCACUAGCACUGUGAGGUUAUAUCCAGGUGAACGAAUGGAUAUUGUGGUUCGAGCUGAUCAAGCGAGUGGUGGAUACUGGCUUCAGGUCAAGGGCGAAAACCAAUGUGAUGGAUUGAAGACUCACUCUAUGUUUUUAUAUCAGGGAUUUAAUUAUACUUCCAUGAUAGAACAGACGCCGAACACCGAAGUCGUAGAGGACAAUAUUGUCUGCGGACAGAAGCUUCUGUCUUACAAAGAUGUGACACUCCUGCCACCCGUGAAAUCAGUUUAUCUUGGUAUUGACAAACACAACGUAGAAGUAAAAGAUACCGAUCUCGAUUUUCGAUAUCUAAGCGAUGUUGUGCCAAAGAAGCCAUUCUUUCCUACAGCCUUAUCUAUUAAAGAAGGUGUUGUCCAGAUUAAUGGUAGGAAUUUCCUUUAUCCAAACGCGCCAUUGCUGUUGAAGCCCAGAGAAGUAUUCAAGGAUAUUACCUGCAGCGUCGAAGUACAUAAACAUAAAGAUGUACAAUGUAUGCAAAUUCUAAGAGCUAAUCAGAAUGAACCACUGGAACUGAUAUUAGUAAAUGAUGGUGUCCAUAGCAACGACUCGUAUACAUUCCACAUGCAUGGACUACCUAUGUACGUGGUCGCCACAUGGCAGAGUCCGGCAGGGCUGCCUUUAUCAAAAGAGGAGUUUGAGAAACUAGACAAGGGUGGUCUAAUUGAAAGAAAUUUACAAAAUCCUCCAAUGAAAGACACAGUUACAGUCCCCAACAAAGGUUUUACGAUAGUCAGAAUAAAUCCAGAUCAUGGUGGCCACUGGCUACUGGAAUGCAGGUCUUGUAGCCUCACGCUGCCUGCUGCAAUUCUUAUCAGUGUUCCCAUAUCAAUACCUAAGACGGUUGUGGAUUCUUUACCCAGCUGUGGAAGCUAUAAACCCCCGGAUGUGUUGCUUAACUAAGACUGAUCUCAUUAUAACGCUGGAAGUUUAGCCAGGUGCCUCACGUCGUCCGAAGUAUUAAUGUAACGAACACAACUUCUUUUCCCCUACAUCAUCAGAUAAUUUGUUUGUUGGCCAAUCGUUAAAAUGCUAUUCCUCAAAAGCUGUUUUUACAGCUGCAGCAACAGAGCUGUUCGUAUUGUAAUUGUACCAAAGGUACUAACAGAGUUGUAGGCAAUUCUGAUACCUAAAAUCAUAAUCUCGUCUUGAUAAUUGUCAAAAAUCUCGGGGACCUGUGUGGGAACUGGGUCCACACUGCUAAUACAUAUACACCAUAAUGAAAAGUAGACAUAAGUUCGGUUAUUAUUCUAGACGGAUCUAGGUCUACUAAUAAUGCACUACUUUAUUUGCCUGUUUGAAAGUUGAUUUAAUUUCCUGAGAUUUUUAAUGUGAACAAUGGUGGUGUAUAGUAAUCCCGCCUUAACCCAGUAGAACAUGACCGCUUUGUAGAAAUCGCGUUAUAAGAGUAUUCUCGUUAAACCGUCUUGAACAAUUUGAAAAGUAGGACACGAACAACACAAUUCAAAAAGGUGCAACGGUACGGGGAACUUAUUAUGUACUUCACACUACAGGGUUACUGUAUACAUUAUGUAUUGUAUGUAAAUAAUUAUUAGAUUAAGAUAUAUUUAUUAAAUAAAAUUUAAG
Molecule: messenger RNA, 2505 nt
Organism: Pieris rapae (cabbage white)
Lineage: Eukaryota; Metazoa; Arthropoda; Insecta; Lepidoptera; Pieridae
Product: L-ascorbate oxidase
Exons: 9
Coding region: 67-1821 (584 amino acids)
Biological process (GO): iron ion transport
Cellular component (GO): plasma membrane
Molecular function (GO): oxidoreductase activity; copper ion binding
Source: RefSeq, a predicted model, not a curated record